Molecule: messenger RNA, 461 nt
Organism: Myotis lucifugus (little brown bat)
Lineage: Eukaryota; Metazoa; Chordata; Mammalia; Chiroptera; Vespertilionidae
Product: adhesion G protein-coupled receptor E1-like
Exons: 4
Molecular function (GO): calcium ion binding
Source: RefSeq, a predicted model, not a curated record
AUAUUGAUGAGUGCCUGGAUAUGUGCCCUUUCAAUGCAACAUGCACCAAUACCCUUGGGAGCUACUUUUGUACCUGUCACCCUGGCUUUGCACCAAGCAAUGGACGGCUGAACUUCACAGAGCAAGAGGUGGAAUGUGGAGAUAUUGAUGAGUGUGUGCAAGAUCCUUCACCGUGUGGCCCCAAUUCUGUCUGCACCAAUGCCCUGGGCUCCUACAGCUGUGGCUGCAUUGUGGGCUUUCGCCCCAACCCGGAAGGCUCCUGGAAAUAUGGCAACUUCAGCUGCAAACGAGUUCCCUUCAAGUGUAAAGAAGAUGUGAUCCCCAACAAUAAACAGGUCCUGCUAUGCCAAGUGGAAACAGCAGUGGAGCCUGAGGAUGUUUCGUUUUGUGCACUCAUGAAUGCCACCUUCAGCGUUCUGGAUGAGACCUGUGCAAAUAAAACCACGGCCGUUUCUCUGAAG